This is a messenger RNA of Melampsora larici-populina 98AG31, 658 nucleotides long. RefSeq lists its product as uncharacterized. The record is from RefSeq and is a predicted model, not a curated record. Bases 68 to 268 code for a protein of 66 amino acids. The transcript has a single exon. NCBI's taxonomy places the organism in Eukaryota, Fungi, Basidiomycota, Pucciniomycetes, Pucciniales, Melampsoraceae.
CCAUGCUAAAACCUCGGAGAGCAAGGAAUCUGAUGGAUGGUGUCUUGAGUUUACCUCGCAUCAAGAAAUGGCCGAGUAUGUCAGUACCAAGAGUAACUUCCCGGUCAUAUUCGCCGCCCGAACUCAAGGAGCUUCAGUGGAAGAAGCGAUAGCAUCUGACAUAGGUCCAAAGUCUAAGCUGAAUCUACCAAAGCCAAAGCAAGCUGCAGACAUUGUAAAAUCUAAAUUGUCUUCUGCCCUCCGCUCCCAACUCGGUGAGAGUUUGUAAUGUCGUUGUAGACUCCAUUACAAACAUAAUACAACCACAAUAGCCUUAUAUCAAUUCACAUGUCUUUUCACUUCAAUCAUCGCUCACUAUACUAACUCCUUAGGGAAUCUAGACUGAUCUAGAUUUAUGACCUUUUGGAGUUAGGUGAGCUCAAUCAUUUCUGCAUUUAUUCUAUUUCAUUAUUAUAACUUGUACCCGUUUCUGAGGGAAUCUAGACUGAUCUAGAUUUAUGACCUUUUGGAGUUAGAAUAAAAACAGUCACUUUGGUUCUAGAAAUCAGUCCGAGAUCUCUUAAAUUAGAUCUCAGUUCCCUCAGCCCGAAGCUUCGAUAAAAGAUCAAUUCACUUUAGUGGGGACAAUCCAAGUCCUUACACUUUUUUUUUCUCGAAC